CACUCGGGCAAUUAGUUCAUCAAUGGUUCCUUCCACAAGUUAAAAUCGUUUUCCAAUGUGGCCGAAGGCAGCUGAAACUUCGAAGCAGGACUGGAGAAAUCAAAGUGAGAGCCGAGAAACCUCGUUUCAAAAAUGCGCGGGAGGCGCUGUCGGAGUUUCGAUCCUCUGGUUGUUGUUUUGAUAAUCAAACGUCAAAACAGAGAAGAGAUCGGCGUCUCGUCCCGUUUUUCGUCGAUGGCCGGCCUCGUUUUCAAAAAAAAGAAAAUCCCCUUAAAACUGUGGAAAUGGCAGAGCGGGCUGGGUUCAUCGCCAAGGACAUAAACCUCAGAAUGUGCCGGGUACCAGAUUGAUGGUUAUAUUAAAAUGGAUCCGGUCGGCCCUUGGUCUGCGUAUGCUGCUUCGUACAACAGGUUGACCAGCGGUGGCUUCCAGAAUGGUCAAAGUGAAUUGCACCAUCUUGGCACCGGUGGAGGGCCGGUUCAAGCAUCUUCCACGACUUCACAGUUACUGUUUCAAGCACAUGCCAAUUCAAGCUUUGCCAAUACCGCAUCGCCUUUUAACCAUAACGGGUUCCUUUCACCACCACCUGUUCCGUAUGAAGCAGUUUUCACCCCUCUUUUCCACCAAAAAGCGCAUUACAGGCCGCUUAAGCAGACUGAAGCUUAUAAUGUGGCACCUACUGGCAAUAUGUUCGAUCAGAAUAAUUCUUCCAUCGGAUGGCCUCAAAACAACCAGCUGCCCAGUCCCUUUGGCAUAUUGCCCCAUGAGAGUGUGCCAAACAGUGCGAAACCUUACGAAAAUUUCAACCACUUCUCACAACCUUUCAAUACACAAUUAGAUUAUAAAAAUUCACCAUACGAUCCGAAAAAGUGCCCUCCUUCGCCGACAAAGACAAACUCUUUCUACUCAGAAUCUAACUUUAAACCGGUAGAUUAUCCAAAGUUUCAAAAUGGUCACUUGCAGCAGUCUUGUGCUGGCUCAAUGCCACCGAAAGAAUACAGGAUUCCUCAACCUCCAAGACAGUUCACACAGAGGACAGAAAAGGCGAGAGAGUUUACACCACCUACAAAACCCCUCCACCAAAUGGAUCAAUCAGAAAGAAGAGAAAAUGAAAUCCAGUCUUCACCUAUCAGCUUCGCUAUGAUGGAUGGUCAUCGCAAUUUCCACAAACUGAGAACCCAACAGUAUCACUUAAAUCAACAACAUUACAGAUUCAGUUCAGCUGAUGACUACCGGAACAAAGCUUCAGAUGUCUUUAGCUCAAAUUCAGCAACUGCUGAUUGUGCUGCGGUUAAACGCCCUAGCCCUCUUCACCAACAGUCACCCAUACAAGUAACCCAGAGCCCGGUUUAUCCUCUAUACAAUUCUCCUAUGACAUCCAUAUCGUCCCCGAGCCCUGUGCAACAUGACAUUUGCUACAACAAAACUGAAGUCUCUCCGCCGAUUGAUGCUAGUCUUCCACGAAAUGUCACUAAUUACCACUCUGUAAUUACGAGGAGUGAUAAGAAUUUUCCAGAUAACAGAUUCGAGAGACCAGACUAUAACAAACAUUGGGAUGAAAGGCAAAGAAAAUUUUUAAAUUACGAUGUGCAAGUGCCGCAGAAGCAACAGUAUUUGGAUUCAGCCCCUCAAGUGGCACUUCAAGAUUUGAGCAGUUGUCGAGGUGAUCCGAUGAGCCUUGUGAAAACCUUGCAACAGCAGCAGCCUGAGAAAGUGUUAGAAGACAAACAAAGAAGAACAAAGAGUUCAGAAAAGCCGGAUGACUAUUACGGCCGGGUUCCACCACCAGCACAUCACAAUGGGAAUCUCCAGAACCAAAACAGUUAUUACGAGUUCGAAAGGUGGAACAUCCCUCCACCGAAAAUGUUUUCAAACUCACCUGUCACAUUCACCUCACAGUCGACACUAAGUAAUUUUACUGGGGUCCAGCAUCAGUCGAUCGUUGUACCUCCAUUACCGUAUUUUCCUGCUUUCCACGUCCCAUCAGUACAGCCGAACGAUGAAGCUGAUACGGAGAAGACACGGCCGAAAUCAGUCCCAAACAUUGAAGAAGAAUUGAGUUUUCUAUCCGAAGAAAAUUUCCCUUGGGACAACAUGAAAGAAAGGAAGAUAUUAGCACCAAAUCCUAGAGCUAGCUUUAUGUCCAGCUACGUAAAGUUUCUUCAAGGGGACAAGGACUCGUCACCACCUCCCAACCCAAGGCCUAUCCCUAGAACGACUUGGGUGUUGUCGAAAUCCAUGGCAAAUCCGAGUAUAAAACAAAGUGACUUUCCUGCUGAUCCACAAGACGAUCCGAGGUAUUUUCCUCUACCUAGGACGUCGCAAGAAAGGAAUUUCGAUUCUUCCCAAUCUGAAUGGAGUGAAAAUGAAUUGGGUUUUAACCCACGUUGCGAGACCAACAACAACAAUCAAGAGAAUGUGAAAGAACACUGGGAAAAUAAAGAGGAAGUUGAUACUAACAAAUUAGACAAAAAUCCAAAACAGACUAAAAAGAAAAAACGCAGAAAGAGAAUGAACAGGAGAAACAAAGGAGAUGAUUUCCCACUGCCUAGAAGGGAAUGUGCAAAAAGAAAGGCUAAAGACAAACUCGGCAAUCUCAAUGAAGAAAUCGAAGGCGAUGAACUUCAAUUUUCAGAUUUAGAUCCUGCAUGGUCUCCAGAUUCUUCUGAUGAAGAUGAAAUAAUACUCUCUAAACGAAAAAGGAAUCACACGAAGAAAAAAACACGAAUUAAACACAAACCGGAAAAAGUGAAAACAUUAGAAAAUUUCCAACCUGUUAAUAGUAAUACAGAUAAAUAUGUGGACAAGAAUAUCAUUAAAAAACCGCAUGCAGUUGUUUCUCCAAUGCCUUCUGCAUCUGCCAAAUCUCACGCCCAAUUCCCUUUUAACGUCGGUGAUUUUGUCGUUUUGCAAACUGACAUGAUCUUGGCCAAUCCUCCUAUUUGGAGAGUAAAAGAAAAGGCGAUGCUUCAGAAAUUCACUCACUUUGUCAAAAAUGGUGUGCUGUUUUACAUAAAUUUACCUUGCUUCACUGGCUGGAGUCCUGAAAGUAAGAACGUUUAUGAAAAAGUGUCAGUCAAAACUAUAUCUCAGACAAAACAUGAGACCGUGGUUCAGAUGAUAUCGACCGGGUUACAUGUCAUAACGUCGGGAAGGGAUAUUAUAGCAGAGAGUAUGAAUGAGAAUUCAAAAUAUCAAGAUAAUUUUGAAGUUUACAUACAGACGCUCUUUUCACAAGCUCUCGAUUCAAAUUUCUUGACAGAAAUAUUUCAGGAAAAAGAUGAAUAUUUCCUGGACAAUGUGAAAGUGAUCGAUACGUUUUCCAAUGAACUUCUUAUGAGGCUGAAAAAGGUGUUGGCCUGGCCGAACGUCGUCACGGAGACAGCGGCGAAGCUGCCGAGUUAUAAGAUAGUCCAAGGGCCGAUAUCCUCGUCGAGAUGCAUUUGCGGUAUUCACGGUGGGGCCUCAGGAGUCAUGCUGUGCGGCUCCACCUACCACUCCGAAACACUGAGUCCGACUGAUGAAAAUGUUCCCUCCUUGGAAACGUCGCUUUGCCAGACCUGUAUACAAUACUUCGAGGUUUUGCACAGACUCUGCCACCAAAAAUUUUCCCUUUAUGCAGUCUGCGUGGACAAAGUGAACGAAAAGAGGGCCAUUGAUUUUGAUAAGGACACAACAGUUCUCCUCAAUGAACUUCUAGCCGAUGACGUGUGGUUAACAGAGAUAUUCAAAUUGACAAGAAGCUUUUGGGGCUAUGUAGAGAAGGUCAUUUACGAUAUACAGCGGAUAAAGAAAAACAAAGAAUUUUCAAUGUGUCAAUGAUUUUAAUAUUAGAAAUAUAAGUAUGGCAUAUUAUUUCAAAUGUUUUAAAUUUCCAAACAAAAUUAUAUGUAGAAAUUUUUUAAAAAAUUAUUUAUACUUAAAUUGAAAACUUUUUUUUUUUAAUUGUACAUUUCAACUUUUAAUAGUGAAUGGUAUAGUUGCGACUUGGUUAUUAAAACUAAAAUAGCUUAUGUUGAAGAAAAACAUGGAUUUCAUGAGAGUGCCUAAUUGUAAACAUAAACCAGUAAGGGUCGCAUUAACUGAACACUAAAAGACCACAAUAAAACUAUUUUUCAAAAUUUAUGAAGUGAUAGAAAUGGGAUGAGCUAUAUUUUACAUUAUCUGAAAGCUGCAGUUAAAAUUUUGUGACUCGAUCAAAUUUGUGUAAAGCGUUGUAUGUUGAUAUAAUCCAUUUAUGUGUAGUGUGACUUUUUGCGUGAUCGCACAUUGUACGUGAAAUAAUCAAAAACUUAUAUGUUACCAAUUUUUCCUCCAGAUGUUUUACUUUCUUGUAGCAUUUUGCCAUUGUUAAAUAUAUAUUAAGCAGAAUUUUUAAUGUUUUGCCAUUACAGCAUAUGGAUAGUUUAUUGAAAU
This is a messenger RNA of Cimex lectularius (bed bug), 4416 nucleotides long. RefSeq lists its product as uncharacterized. Gene Ontology annotation, cellular component: nucleus. The transcript is spliced from 13 exons. The coding region runs from base 364 to 3822 and encodes 1152 amino acids. Lineage: Eukaryota; Metazoa; Arthropoda; Insecta; Hemiptera; Cimicidae. The record is from RefSeq and is a predicted model, not a curated record.